Molecule: messenger RNA, 14450 nt
Organism: Alosa sapidissima (American shad)
Lineage: Eukaryota; Metazoa; Chordata; Actinopteri; Clupeiformes; Clupeidae
Product: Snf2-related CREBBP activator protein
Exons: 35
Coding region: 898-12849 (3983 amino acids)
Cellular component (GO): Swr1 complex
Molecular function (GO): ATP binding; DNA binding; histone binding
Source: RefSeq, a predicted model, not a curated record
GUGGCUCGUUCCUCCAUUUCGCUGCGUCUAAAGUCUCCUCCCCGCAACCGCUAGAUUCGGCGACCCGAACCCACUCUCUGUCGGCCCGGAUUUUAGCGUGAUCCCACGAAUCUGCCAGUACCUCGUUGGGUACCGGGAGACAGUUUGGAAUUGCCACAUCACGGAUUGAGGUCGAUUUGAAACGGAUGGCGACUCCUUCAAUAAGAAUUUAGUAAAAGAAAACUGCCUCGAAAUUUCAGAUGUUAAGGUGUAUUUGAUCUCAGCAUCCUGGAAGUGGAAAGUUCAGAAGAGACUGGUCCUACACCACAGACAGGUGCAGUGUGCAGCAGGGGAGGUCCAGAGGGAGGAAGCGUCGGGGAGGAGGUGGUGCAGCAGCGCACCCCUCCGGCUGUGGCUGAGCUGGGUGGCGUCCCCGCGGCUGCGCAGAAUGUGGCCGGGCCAUCACAGCAUGCCCUGCAGCCGGUCGCCGCUGCUCCCCUCCCACCGUUGGUUAGCACUGCCCCGUCCCAACAGGACAGAGACACAAUCGCCGAGGUUCAACCGAGCGCCAACACUAAGCCCGAGCUCUCCGCCCAAGCAUCUGCCCUCGACCGUGUCCCAACAGGACUGGCUGCAGCCUCUCUUCAGGCCACGACGAACCACACGGACUCAGUUGAGAGACAGACUCCCACACAGACCACCAGCUCUGCCACCGUGCAGGAGUGGAAUUACGGGUGCGAAACGAACAGAUCAAGCCAGGGAGGGACGGACAGAACUGGCGCUACAGUCAGUGCUGACGCGCAGGGACGCCCACUCGCAGAGACUACCAAAUCGGAAUACAAACAAAGCUUGCCAGUCUGUCCCGUCCUGCCUGGGUCAAAUCAAGCUAGUACCUGCGGCCAGGAGGAGCCUGAUGAAAUGGAGCCAGCUCAAGUGGCUAGACUCACCCAGGCAGACCAGGCCAGCCACGUAUCUCAGCCUGAUGGCCUUGAGACAACAAGGCCACAGGCUCUUUCAGCUGUCUCUGAUGGCAGUGAAAUCACACAGACUGAGCUCACAGAGCUCCUACACACGACCGAGGAUGCAGGAGCAGUGCAGCUGGGUCCAGCAGGAGAACAGAGUGGGCAGUGCUCGGUCGGAGACCACCCAGCCACUCUCCGGACUCCAGGAGAUUCCACACAGCACGUGCUGCCAGGCAACGGAAAAAGUGCCUGCUAUGCUGCCAACGACGACGAUGAAAUGGACGGCUACCUGCCCAGAAGCCCCAGUGCCCUGUCCCAGGGGCAGGUUAACAGUGGUCAGGCCAAAGAGGAGGCCCUUAAAGACCUUGCUUACAGCGCCACUGUACAGAAAACCAUCACGCCGCUCACCAACCUCCCUCUCAAAGCCUCUGAAAGGCCGCAGGAGCCGGAUGAACUUCAGACAAUGACUGAGCCCACGAUGGCACAUGCUGCCUUGCCGGAGCUCAACCAACAUGAGUUGAGCUCAGAGAUUCUGGACGCGAGUGAAACCCCUCAUCUGACCACAGGAGAGACUACCAUAAGCAUGGGUGUAAAUGUAGAACAGGUUCUUCAGAAUGUUCCCAUACAUGGAGGUGUGUGUCUGGAUGCCUCUGGGAAUGAGAUUCUGAGUAGCCUCUCUGCAGGUGAGUCAAAGGUGUUGGGGGACGAGACUUGCACUGAAACUAUCCUCACAGUGACCGAUGGGAUACAGGCUGUAGUUACAAGCUCCACGGAUGUUGUUUUAAAUGACGGUGAGUCUGUCAGUGGAGUGCUGUCCCCCAACCCCCAACAGACUAAUAGCAUUUCAAUCACACACUCGGAGACUUUGGAAGGACUUGGCCGCCAGUUGCUGUCCACGUCUCAGAUUGACCACGAACUCUUAACUCAUCAAAUGCCGAGCCCCGUCCCAGCGGCCGACACGUUCUCCGAGAUGGAGGUGUGCACCAAUGCGGAGGGCAUCAUCGAGACACAAACUACUGAAAUUCACACUCACGUGCUGAGGGACUUGGGGCAGGUCUGUUUCCUCCAGACAGACCUGGUGUCAGACCUCUCCUCCCUGCCUGUGGAAAUCCUGGAGCACGAGGUGGAGGAGGGGACGUGGUUGCACGUUACUGAGCCUCUGGGCGACGGGCAGGUCGUGGAGUGUACCGAAGCCCAGCUGAUGGAUGUCGGCGAUGGGGCGCACUGUCUGGAGGCUCAAACGAUCGAGGUCUCCGAGUGCACGGUCGUCACCUAUCCCUCGGAUGCCAUCCUGAGCCAUGGGCAGCUCCAUCUGCCUGACAGCUUGGAGGUACCACAAGUCUGUGAAUCCACUCUGGGCUCCUCAGUCGAGUUUUUGACGGAGGACUUGGGAACUGAUGCCCCUAGCCCACACAAUGGAGUGGCUGGGCUUAAAGUUGAUCCUGAGCCUACUGCUGCUUCUUAUGUCGAAUCCACCACAUCUGCGCUAACCCCUACAGCGGCUCUCGUCGAUUCCGCUGUGCAGGGGGUGGACGAGCUCCUGACGGACAACAAAACGGAAGUAGCCCGGCCCAGUGCUAUCGACCCCAAGCUUCUCAUCCUAAAGCGCGGGGAUACGCCACUCCUGAAGCACCCGCCCGAUAUAAUAGCGGUGGUGUCCAAGAAGCCAAGCCCGGUGUCGGUGGCUCAGGCUCUGGCCGGCAGCCCCAGCUGUGCCUCCAUGUCUGCUGCCGGAGCCUCCGCAGAGUGCCUUUCCCCGAGCACGCCAGCUACUGCUGCCGCCGCCGCCGGGCUGGAUCCAAGCCUCAUGGGCAUUUCUCCGCCUGCUCCAAUUCCCCGCAAACUCACUUUCCUGUCUGAGGAGGAGGAGGAGGCCUUAACCAGUACCGACAUGCCCUCCGAAACAGUGGAUAGACCACACACGGCCCCCGAUAGCCCUCCACGUAGGUCUGAGCGCCAGCCGCUGAUGGGUGUUUGGAGUGAGGUGUGUGGUUCCAUAGGGGCCAAGAGGGAGACAGCUGCCGGAUCGAAAAGGCCCGUUGGGGAGCCGAACGAGAUGGGCCAAGGCGAUGGGCCCGACACCAUCGCUGGAGAGAGCAGUGAUGGCGAGGUUGACCUUUCCAUGGAGAGCCAUGCUGACAGCAUAGUUACGCCCACCCAAAGAAAGCAUGGACAGUGCAGGACAGACAGGCAGUCAGUUUUGUCGAAGGUGCGGCAAUGGAUCUCUGGGAGGGUGACGGCCGGCUCCACGCCCUCCUCCUCCCCCUCCCCGUCCCCUGGCCCCUCCACAUCGGGGGACUGGACUCCCAUCCAGAUGGACCGGGCCUCGCCUCUCCGAGGGUCCCAUGGCAAGUUCCUGUCACCCCACUCCAAGGGGGAUUCCAGCCAGUCCGACCAGACGCCUACACAGCGCCUGCACAAGCAUGCAGACAUGGCAGAGCUUGCCAAGCAUGAAGCAGAAAUUGAGCAUCGCUCGCUGGCACUGAAGCGAGAAGGCUUCUGGUCCCUGAAGCGCCUAAACCGCCUGACGGAGCCCAUCCGGCCCAAGGUGCACUGGGACUACCUGUGCGAGGAGAUGCAGUGGCUCUCUGCCGACUUCGCCCAGGAGAGGAGAUGGAAGAGAGGCGUCGCCCGAAAAGUCGUGCGGAUGGUCAUGCGCUACCACGAGGAGCUGCGGCAGAAGGAGGAGCGGGCCAAGCGCGAGGAGCAGGCUAAACUCCGCAGGGUCGCAGCCUCCAUCGCCAAGGAGGUGCGAGCCUUCUGGACCAACGUGGAAAAGGUGGUCCAGUACAAGCAGCAGUCUAGACUGGAGGAGAAGAGGAAAAAGGCUCUAGACCUGCAGCUGGACUUCAUUGUGGGUCAGACGGAGCGCUACUCAGACCUCCUCAGCCAAUCGCUGGCGGCGGCGACGGCGGCGCCUGCCACCAAUACAGAGACCCCCGCCUCUCCUCCAAAGCGCGCCGUUGAUGAGGACGACCACGAUUUUGAGCCUCCAUGCGAGGAAGAGGAUGACGAGGAGACCAUCGAGGUGGAGGAGCAGCAGGAGGGGAACGACGCCGAGGCGCAAAGGAGAGAGAUUGAGCUGUUGAGGGAGGAGGGCGAACUGCCUCUGGACCAGCUGCUCAACACCAUCUCCUACCCUCCGCCCUCUGCUUCUGACGAAGAAUGCUCCAACAGCUCCUCAUCUGCUGUUGUGGAGGAAGACGAGGAGUUCACUGCCAAUGAGGAAGAUGCUGAGGAUGAAGAGGAGACGAUAGAAGCACAGGAGGAACAUGAAGGUGACGCCAACCAUGAGGAAGAGUUGGAUGACUUAGCCAAAGAGGGUGAAAUGAGUGUAGCGGAGCUUCUGGAGAAGUAUAAGGGGGCGUACACCUCUGACUUUGAAGAACCCUCAGGAUCUGCGUCACCUGCCACCUCUGAGGAGGAGGAGAGCACGGAGGAAGAGGAGGAGGAAGAGAGCGAGGGCGAAGACAGUGAUGACGAGACCAACAGCUCUUCAGACUCCUCAGAGGCAGUAAACAGUGAUGAUGAUGUCAUAGAGGAUGAGGAGGAGGAGGAAGCUGAGGACGAUGAAGAGGAGGACGACGACGAUCCCGAGGAGGGCAUGGAGGCCCUGCUGAAGGAGGGUGAGCAGAGCCCUCCGCUCCCCACCUCGCCUCGGCCCAAGAAAGAAAUCAGCCACAUCGCUGCCACAGCAGAGAGCCUCCAGCCAAAAGGAUACACACUGGCCACCACUAAGGUGAAGACUCCCAUCCCCUUCUUGCUGCACGGCACUCUGCGUGAGUACCAGCACAUCGGGCUGGACUGGCUGGUUACCAUGUACGAGAAGAAGCUCAAUGGCAUCCUGGCCGACGAGAUGGGCCUCGGCAAAACCAUCCAGACUAUCGCUCUGCUGGCUCACCUGGCCUGUGAGAAAGGAAACUGGGGACCGCAUUUAAUCAUUGUGCCCACCAGUGUAAUGCUGAACUGGGAGAUGGAGCUCAAACGCUGGUGUCCCGGGUUCAAGAUCCUCACCUACUACGGUAGCCAGAAAGAGCGCAAACUCAAGAGACAGGGUUGGACCAAGCCAAAUGCUUUCCAUGUGUGUAUCACUUCUUAUAAGCUGGUGCUGCAGGACCACCAGGCAUUCAGGCGCAAGUCCUGGCGGUACCUGAUCUUGGACGAGGCCCAAAACAUCAAAAACUUCAAGUCUCAGCGCUGGCAGAGUCUUCUCAACUUCAAUAGCCACAGACGCCUGCUCCUGACGGGAACGCCCCUGCAGAACAGCCUGAUGGAGCUGUGGUCGCUCAUGCACUUCCUCAUGCCGCACGUCUUCCAGUCUCACCGCGAGUUCAAGGAGUGGUUCUCCAACCCGCUGACCGGCAUGAUCGAGGGCAGCCAGGAGUACAACGAGGGCCUCGUCAAGAGGCUCCACAAGGUCCUCAGGCCCUUCCUUCUGCGCCGUGUCAAGGUGGACGUGGAGAAGCAGAUGCCCAAGAAAUACGAGCACGUGGUGCGCUGCCGUCUCUCCAAGAGACAGCGCUUCCUCUACGAUGACUUCAUGGCCCAGGCCUCAACAAGGGAGACUCUGGCGAGUGGUCACUUCAUGUCUGUGAUCAACAUUCUGAUGCAGCUGAGGAAGGUGUGCAACCACCCUAACCUGUUUGACCCGCGGCCCAUCCACUCACCCUUCAUCACCGAGCCCAUCAUCUUUACCACCUCCUCCGUCGUACAGCGAGCGCUUGAAACGUCACCCUUUGAGCGGUGCGACCUGUCCAUGUUUGACCUGGUGGGGCUGGAGGGUCGCGUGUCCCGUUACCAGGCCGACGUCUUCCUGCCUCGUAGGAAGGUCACUACUCCACUGGUGCAGGAGAUCAUGGACUCCCCUGAGCCGCCUCCGAGACCCAAACCUGUGCGAAUGAAGGUCAACAGAAUGUUCCAGCCCAUGCCCAAAACAGACGGCCGUGCAUCUGUGCCGUUGAACAACCCCAGGCCUACGUGUCCAGUAGCUCCUGUCGUCCAGCCCCCACGGCCCGCCCUCAUCACGGAGGUGCAUCCUGCCCCAGCCCCCAUCCCAGUGCAGCCACCUGCACAAGUGUGUUCGAUGAUGCCCACUGCAGCCACUUAUGCCACUGCAGUGGCCAGCGCUGCGGUUCCUGUGACUAUGACCCACACGCCAGCAGCUGCCCUCAGACCCAGUGCCCCGCACCCCAUCUUGACUGUACGACCUCCGACCCCGCUGGCCCCACCAGUCGUCUCGGCGCCCAGCAGUGUUGUCACCCAGCGGGUGCUUCUCAGCCCUGACAUGCAGGCGCGGCUUCCAUCCGGGGAGGUAGUGAGCAUUGCUCAGUUGGCCUCUCUGGCUGGGCGACCCGUACCCACUGGCCAGGGCAGUAAGCCAGUCACCUUUCAGCUGCAGGGCAACAAGCUCACCCUAUCAGGGACCCAGCUGCACCAGGUGCCAGUGCAACAGCCUCGGGCCCUCCAAGGCAACGUAAUGCAUCUGGUGUCCAGUGGGGGGCAGCACCACCUGAUCAGUCAGCCAGCACAGGUGGCGCUCAUCCAUACAGUCAGUCAGGCAGGCAGCAGUGCUGCCAGCCCAAGCCCAGCCCCAGUCUCCUCUGGGCUGGCCAUGCCCCUCAACGCUGCGCAAGUUCCCUCCUCCAUGGUGACUGGGUCUGGGAUUGUUAAGAUCGUUGUCAGACAGGCCGGAGGUAAAGAGACGGGGCCGGUCCCUGCCCUCGCUGUGCCUCCUUCCCCCCGGGUCGCCCCUCCGGUCACACUCUCCCUGCACCCGCACACAACCACUGCUCCGCUAGCAAGGGCGCCGCCUCCUCAGCGCCCUCCUGUGGCCCAGCCGACCCAUUACGCUGCUCCGCCUCGCACCCCUACCUCAGCCUUAAGUGGAGCCCAGCCGCCUCGCCCAAUACUGAGGGUCCUGCAGGGACCACCUCCUGCAGUACCACCACCAGCAGCAGCAGCAGCACCGGUACCGGUAGAACCAGUGCGAGUAAAUGCCACACCAGUACCAGCGCCGCGUGAGGAGAACAGUGAUGUAGUCGCGGUUCACGCAGACCCACCAGUGUCCAAACCCAGCAGUCAGCCUGGAAGCUUCUCUUUCCAGCGGCCUCGCGCUCAGCCUCCACCACCCCCACGCUCACCUUUCCACAUGUCAUGGCUGGAGGACCGUCUGAAAGCUCAGCGUGACGCCCGCCUUGCCCAGAUAAUUCGCGUCAACGAGUUUCACUGCAACGCCAAGCCUGUGUAUGGCCAGGAGGUGCUCGACUUCCUCACCUUCCUCACAGGCCCGGCCCCUAAACCUGCAUCACCUGCGCUCGGACAGUGGAGCCGCUCUGGCCACACCUUCUGUCUGCUUGCCCGGUUGCAGCGGACUCAGGACCUGUGGGUCCAAAGUGAGACCCUGAGGACCGCUGUUCAGAACACGGAGGAGAGGCUCGCAGGACUGUCGGAAGUCAUUGAUAGGUUCACUUUUGCGAUCCCACCUGUGGAGGCUCAGCCCAUAACCAUGCACAGCUGCCACCCUCCUCCCUCGCUCGUACACCAGCAGGCGCUGUUCCGCUCUAUGCUGACCACCCAGGUGACCCCUCUGCUUCGUCCUCUCCAUCGCAUCCAGUGCAACAUGAGGACUCACUUCCCAGACCUCAGACUCAUUCAGUACGACUGUGGAAAGCUGCAGACUCUUCACCUCUUGCUAAGGAAGCUAAAGACCGGAGGCCACAGGGUUCUCAUCUUCACCCAGAUGACCCGCAUGCUGGACGUGCUGGAGCAGUUCCUCAAUUAUCAUGGGCACAUUUACCUGAGGCUGGACGGCAGCACACGCGUAGAACAGCGACAGUCUCUGAUGGAGCGCUUCAAUGCAGACCGGCGCAUCUUCUGCUUCAUUUUGUCAACCCGCAGUGGUGGCGUGGGUGUCAACCUGACGGGGGCGGACACUGUCGUGUUUUACGACAGUGACUGGAAUCCCACUAUGGAUGCUCAAGCCCAGGAUCGCUGCCACCGAAUUGGGCAAACCAGAGAUGUGCAUAUCUACAGGCUUAUCAGUGAACGUACAGUUGAAGAGAACAUCUUGAAGAAAGCGAAUCAGAAAAGGAUGUUGGGUGAUAUGGCCAUAGAGGGAGGAAAUUUCACCACUGCAUUCUUCAAACAGCAAACCAUCAAGGAGUUGUUUGAUGUGACCGAGGGGGAAAAGAAGGAGGCAGAAGUAGUUCCACCUCCAACAGAGGAGGACGACAUUAAUAAACAGCAAACCACUAUUCUGGAGCAGGCUUUGUGUAGAGCUGAAGACGAGGAGGACAUAGUGGCUGCCUCUCAGGCCAAAGCAGAACAGGUGGCUGAAUUGGCAGAGUUCAAUGAGAGCAUCCCGUUAGAUGAUGGAGCGGAGGGAGUGAGUCGUGACCAGGAAGAAGAGGAACUCUCCAAAGCCGAGCAAGAAAUUGCUGCUCUGGUAGAACAGCUCACUCCUAUUGAGCGGUAUGCCAUGAAUUUCUUGGAGGCCUCUCUGGAGGACAUUUGCAAGGAGGAGCUUAAGCAGGCAGAGGAGCAAGUAGAGGCUGCCAGAAAGGGGCUUGAUCAAGCCAAAGAAGAGGGCCUGAAAUUGCAUCAGUCGUCUGACAAUGAUGAAGACGACUACUCACCAAUGCCACAUACCCCUGAUGACAUGUUCCUGGCCACACCUGCCCGUCGCACACGGAAGCACAAGGAGAAGGGCGCUCCCUCCACUAGAGCUAGUGGGAGGCUGAGAGGGACUCCUGCAAAAACUGACGAUGACUCUACCCUAUCCCCAGCGAGCACAUCAGCUGAGCUUGAGAGAGCAAAUGCCUCUAUGUCUGCUCCCACCCCACCCAGACAAGUGCCUGACCGACGUGGAGGCCAGCGAGGUAGACCGCCUACCAAAGAAGCUGUGGCACCCACCACUCCUGCCCGAACAGAGACCUCUAAGAAUCAAGCUCCGUCAAGUGUGUCAUCCCGGCACACAGACUCCACAAGCCCAGCUUCCCCAUUGAAAGACGUGCCCGGUAAAUCCAGAGCCACGCCUUCUCCCCUCCGCCAGAGUUUGUCCCCACCGAGCUCCGUGCCUUCCACUGCCGGCUCCCCUGCAGCAGGGAGAUCCCAUGCUGAACACGCUGCUCCUGCUGGCCAAGAGCGUGUUGAGGAGGUGAGAGGAGAUGUGCUGUCAGGUGUGUCUGGGUUACAGGUAGACCAUGCACCAGUGCCCAGUGCAAGGGAGAGGGGAGUGUCUGUGUCCUCAGGAUCCAUUUGUUCUCCGGAGCAUCAGUCCGACUUGGAGGGCAGAGACCUGGAUCAGCAGAGCCAACACUCCCUCACCCUCUCACCCAGCAUGGCGUCCCGCUCGCCUCGUAAGCGCCAGUCAGCUGAUGGUGAGGUCCUCAAAGGCCUUCCAGAAGAUUCUCCAUCUGCCAAGGUCCUACGUAAACUUCCCGGUCGCCUAGUUACAGUUGUUGAGGAGAAAGAGAAACAACCAAGGCGGAGGAGGAGGCGAGGAAGUGGUGGAGCGGGUCACACUGAAGGGUCCUCAGAGGAAGCGGAACAUACAGAGUCGGAGCGAGACACUGGCCCGUCCUCGCCAGAUAAAUCAAGCCACGCUUCUCGAGAUAAAGACACUCCCAAGUCACCUGCAGUCUCUAGUUCCCUUCCUCAGCCACAAGAGAAGGAACAAGUAUCACCUGCGUCACUCGGAAGUCCUGGGAAAGGGUAUCAUCCCUACUCUCCUACCCAUCCUUCUCCAGAUAUGCCCGUUCUCAGGAACUUGCCUGUCCGACGGCGUCUGGAAACAGAAUCCCGAAUGGCUGCUCAGUUAGGGGAGCAACAUGGAGGAGGAAGAGGGAGAUGGCCCUCCGACCGAAGGCAGAGCCUAUCACCAAAUCCGCCAAAGAGACAGGACGCGAGUCCUACUAAGGACGGCACUCUUGCUCCAGCGACUGUAAACACUGAUAACCCAGUACCAGUGAAGCGCAAGCCAGGACGGCCUCCCAAGCGUCCAGUUGAACACACCGUUCCUCCACCAGCAAAACCUGUAAUUGUGGAGAAAGAUGCUCCUGUCUCGCCAAAACGGAAGAGGGGUCGCCCCCGCAAGGACUCCACAAUCAAGCUAGAUGCUAUUCGUGCUGCUCAAUCUUCUAACCCUCCAACUCCCUCAAAUCCUCCACCUUCUACAAAAUCCACACUUUCCUCAAAUCCUUCAAAAUCCACAUCUCCCUCAAAUCCUCCACCUCUUUCAAAACCCACACUUUCCUCAAAUCCUCCACCUGCUUCAGAAUCCACACCUCCCUCAAACCUUCCACCUCCUUCAAAAUCCACACUUUCCUCAAAUCCUCCACCUCCUUCAAAAUCCACAUCUCCCUCAAAUCCUCCACCUCCUUCAAAAUCCACACUUUCCUCAAAUCCUCCACCUCCUUCAAAUCUUCCACCUCCUUCAAAACCCACACCUCCCUCAAAUCCACCACCUCAUUCAAAAUCCUCACUUCCCUCAAAUCUUCCUUCUUCAAAUCCUCCACUUCCCUUAAGCCCUCCGCCUCCUUCAAACCCUACACUUCUGUCAAACGCUCCACCUCCUUGUAGUCCUAAAAGCAUGCAAUCUGGUCUUAACUCACCAAGAUCCUCCUUAUCCAGUCUCCAAGAGGCCCUUUCAGAGAGUGCUCCUGUUCACACACCACUACCCUCAUUACCUGCCAAAGCUGCUGACAAAACUUCGCUACCUAAACCAGUCACUGAGACCAACAUCACCCUUGUCACAUCACCCACACCUACAAGUAACUCACUGACCAAUGAAACGCCAACAGCUAUGCUUGCACAGUCCAAAUCUAGUGAAUCUCAGACCAACACACCAUCUACAGAGAGCAAGACUCCAUGCGUAACUUCAUUCCCCUCUGCACAACCAACAGCCACCUCUGACUCCAAGACCACAUCUGCUAUACCUGCUCUGCCAGUGGAACCCAAGCCAAGUGACACUCAGAACCAUUCAUCACCUACAUCUCCUUCACAAUCCAAAGUGAGGGAGACUCCGAUACCCUCGACUCAUGAGGUUUCACAACCCUCCCAGGGCAAUACUCAGAAAACUGUAACCGCACUAUCCCAAGUCCCUCAAUCCACAUCAAAUGACUCAGAGACAAAACCAAUCCCUGAGUCUAAGGACUCACAAAUUGACACGACCCUUGAGCCCAGAUCUUCUGUUCAGGUCACACCAUCACCUGCUGAACAACAGACUGAUCCCAUGUGUGCUCCAACUCACACACCUGCCGAACCUGAACCUCCUCCAGCAUCAGAGCCUUCUCAGGAGCCUGCUCCUGCUCUGCCAAUCCCUCAAGGUGCCCUGGAGGUGCAGGAGAAAGAAACAGCUGAACUACUUUCACAUGAAAAGACGUCAGACAGGAAGGAAGCAGCAAAGACUGACACAAAUAAGGAUGGUGAGAAAGAAAUAGAAGAGCCAUCUCUUGGGCCCCAGUCAAAGCGAAGGCGAGUGGAGAGUUUACCAGAAGACCAAGAGUCUGUGUCUGUAGAUCCUGAGGUUAAGACAGACACAUUUGUCUCGAGCGAGGGAACUAGUAACCAAAGUAGGGAAGAGGGUAAAACAGACGGCAAAGAUGGGGGGAAAUCCUCCAAGAAAAGAGCCGUUAGUCGACAGAGCAGUCAGGACUCUGUUCGUUCCUCUUCACCUUCUUCUGUAUCAUCAGCUGGUACUCGUUCAUCAAAGAAGAUGGCAGACAACAGGUCUACAAAGAGGAAAAGAGGUGAAGCUAAAACCGGAGGCUCAGAGGAUGGUAAUGAUGAAAAGAAACCCAAGAUCCAAAGGCGACGAUCAAACUCUCCUUCCUCCUCUUCGGACUCUGAUGACUCCUCACGUAAAGAAAAGCGCCUCACACGUGCUGAACGAAAAAAGCAAGAGAAAGAAAACCAGAGUGAGAGUGAUGGGAGGAGUAGUGACAGCAGACGUGGCCGAAGGUCCAAAAAGGAGCAGGUAGCUGCAAAUGCCACAGCGGGUGAUUCUGGUAGUGAAACCUCCACAAAAGUCACCUGCAAAUCCUCAGGCCCUUCGUCAACAAAGAAGUCUAGCACCACCACGCCUGUGCCCUCAACACCACCUCCCCAACCUGAGGUUUUGGGCAAGCGUUGCUCAGCCCUCAAUGCUGCUGCCAAGCUUUUGGCCAUGAGAGGCCGGGCAGGUGAUAUACCCCGUCCCAGUAACAAAGUGAAAGUUGGUGACAAGCAAGAGUCCCCGUCAUCAUCUGAGAAAAGCACUAAGUCAAAAGGAAAGGGCACACAGGGGUCCCCCCAGACCAAUUCAUCUGGUAGUAGAGGAGGAAGUGGUAGACAGACGCCCACAAACACUCCGCUCACCACUCCAGAGUUGAGUAGGUCUAUUUCACGGUCCACCAGGCAGCGGCCUGGUAGCCUGUUGCCCCCACUUGACGCCAAGAACAAGAGGGCAAAGAGAGACAAGAAAAAGAAUGAGGAGAGGAAGGAAGAUGGAGAGGACGAGAACAGGGAGUCCCGCUCCUCAAGGGGGCACAGCGCGUGCAGCAGCAUAAGCAGCGACCGGGAGGCCGGAAGCAGCAGGAGCCGCAGCAGCAGCAACAGCAGCCAGUGCACCCCAAGCCUCAGCUCCCAGAGCACAGGGCCCCACCGCCCACGAUCUAGAGCCACCUCUUCCGGCAGCGACACUGAGAGAGGGAAACAGAGCCAUAGCAAGUCAGGUGAGAGGCGGGGAAGGAAGAGUCACAGGGAGACCCGCUCGCAGAAACAUGACCGGUCUGAGCUGAGCGGGGGUUCCGCGGAGGGGACCCCAGACAGGGUGCUGCGCAGCGUGGCUGCUCUGGCAGCCGCUCAUGCCCGUUCCCCAGCCUGCAACACCCGCUCCUCCGCCACCCAACACCGACAUACCAAGACGUGAUUGGGUGGGUGGAGGAGAUAUCAAUACAGCAGUUAAGGGGAAUAAGGGACGACGACCAGAGCGAAGCCACAGAGGGUGAAAGACUGAAAUAUUUUAACGGGUAUUAAGAUUAAAGAGGGGGGUGAAGAGUCGCCAUUCUGUAAUCAGAUAAAGGGCAGUGGAAUGUCUACUGUACAGUGUAACGAAGACUGAGCUCCCUCACUCUCAGGCCCUCUCCUCUUCUCCCGCUAGGCUUAAGUGUGGAGAUGGCUCAGAGACACAGGACUAAGGUGGAAAGGGGACUUCCUUUUUACAGAAAAUGUGACAUUGCAGCUAAGAUGGCAUGUCUGUACAGAAGAAAACUCAAAAUCCCAGAGACAUUUGGACAUCUGCGGAUUUGGACAAUAGCUGAGAGUUAUUGUUAGUUCACACUAUGUACUGUAAUCAUAUAAAGACUGGAAUACUAAGAGAGGUCUGUGUAAAAGAGAAGUUGUAGAUUGUACCCUUUAUACAGUUUACUUGUGCUUUAAGGGUAACUGAAAAUGUUGUCUAUUCUGUAUCCAGAAGAUUUUUCAGUGGAGGGAGAAAAGCUUUUAUGACAGUUGGGUUAAAAAAAAAUGUUAUGGCAGUUGUUUCAGUCUGUCAGUUCAUCAGUUUAAGGAUAUUCUGUGGAUUUCUCCAGGGUAUGAAAGAGAGCAGGUCUGUAAAUGUUAUCUUUGCUGCACUAUGCUGGAGUUUGUCUUUGCUUGGACCUCCCCGUCUUGUGUAAUUAUUUUUUUCUAUCCAUUUAUUUUAAAUCCAGCCUGCACAUUUUUUUUCAUGUUGCACAUCUGAGAAAAUGUCCCAGGCGUUUUUUUUUUUUGUUGUUGUUUUUUUUUUAAUUCAUCAAUUUCAAAUCAAUUACUUCCGACCUGGUACCUCACACAGUGCAGUUUUUGUCAGCGCUAAAUGUGUCCUAUCUCUUGAGCUUGUGAUGAAUCUUGAAGAUAGUACUUAAUUUGCUCGCUGUUGAUGCCGAAAAAUGGGAGACAAACCUCAAUAUGUUUUCUCUUCACUUAUUAUCCAAAGUAACAGUCAUAAUGGUCAUUGUCAUUAAAUUUUAUUCUCAAUUAAUCUUGAAUCAGUGUGAUCUAAAAAGAGAGUGCCUGUUUUUGAGGGUGGGUGGGGAUCCUUGAUUGCCUUGUAAAAGAAAUUACAAUUAGGGUUGUGAAUAUAGAUUACUGUGUUCUACAAAAAAAAACAGUAAGUUAGGUUACCAGAGAAGAACCCCUGCUGCCAAAUUGAAACAAACCAAUUUGAUGCACUGUUGCUGCAGUCACCUUCAUUGCUUUUUUUUUUUUUUUUUUUUUUUGAUUUUCCUUUCUUGAAAAUAUGCUUCGAAACAACAUGUUUCAGGACAUGUUGAACCUUUAGAAAGGAUGAUAAAGGCUUUUUAAAUCACAGAAGGUCAAUUUAAGGCUCAAGAUGUUUGUAUUUUGGGAAAUGGGUUGAAUAUGGUGUUGGUCUUAUUUUUAUUUGUCUCUUUCAUUUGUUACAUUCCUUUUUGUUCCCUUGUAAUUCCACAUUGUUUUACUUGAAAGAUAAAAGAAAAUACAUUGAAUAAAAAGACCAAAAGUAAUUUA